GCCAAAUCAUAACCCAAAAAAAGUACAACCUUUUGGUGGGGCUUCAGACAGAAAAAAGCUUCUUCCUUUAUCCAACUCUUUUUGUCUCCACCAUUAUCGGAAAACCACCCUAGUUUUAACUUUCCGGUUUCCCGGCGAAAACCCAGAUGGCAAACAACGGUAACGGCGAUAACAACAAUGACCCAUUACGCCAAUACUUGAUUAACCGACCACCGUCUCUGUUACCAUUACCGGAGAACAACGACGUCACGAUUCCGAUGCCAAUAACACCAUCGGAAUUCAAAAACCGGUUAAUCUUCGGUCCACUCCCUCGUUCUCAAAAAGAUUCAUCUCUUCUCAUCGAUGCUCUCUCUCUAAACCCUUCUCCGUCAUCCUCUGCUACAACCUCAUUCUCUGACUCCACAGACCUCCUUAUCCCACUUACGGAGCCUAAUAAACCGACCCGGAAACCUAAACCGACCGUCAAUUUCCACCGGUCUAAAACAGCUCCUGCUAUGGCUGGAAUCAACGAUAAAUCUCACCCAAAUGAUCCCAAAACAGAGCAGCAAUCUGAUUCGAAAAAGAUUGUAAAACAAGCUAUUGCUUUGCUUGUUGUGUAUCUCUCUUUAGGUGUGUUCAUCUAUUGGUUGAAUCGAGAUAGCUACAAUGUGAAGAAGACUCAUCCUGUUGUUGAUGCUUUGUACUUUUGUAUUGUUACAAUGUGUACAAUUGGGUAUGGAGACAUUACGCCGGAUAGCGUGGUGACGAAGCUGUUUUCGAUCUUGUUCGUGCUCGUUGGGUUUGGUUUUAUGGAUAUAUUGCUUAGUGGAAUGGUUACUUAUGUUCUUGAUCUUCAAGAAAACUAUAUGUUAGAAACUGCGAGGAAUGAAAGCUUGAACUUGAAUGACCGGGAGAAAGCGAAAUCGUAUAUAAUUGAUGUCAAGAAAGGGAGGAUGAGGAUUAGGUUGAAAGUUGGGUUGGCAUUGGGUGUUGUGGUGUUAUGCCUUGGAUUUGGUGUUUUGAUUAUGCAUUUUGUUGAGGAAAUCGGGUGGUUGGAUUCGUUUUAUUUCUCGGUUAUGUCGGUUACUACGGUUGGGUAUGGUGAUCGGGCUUUUAAUACAUUGCCCGGUAGGCUUCUUGCUGCGAUAUGGUUGCUGGUGUCUACUUUAGCUGUUGCUCGAGCGUUUUUGUAUUUGGCUGAAGCAAGAGUUGAUAAGAGGAAUAGGGAGCGGGCGAAGAAGGUGCUUGGCGAAAACAUGUCUAUCUCUCAGUUCUUUGAUGCGGAUAUCGACUACAAUGGCUGCGUGAGUAAAGCAGAGUUUGUGAUAUACAAACUAAAGAAGAUGGAGAAAAUAACCGAUAAGGACAUUAACCCGAUCGGUUUCCAGUUUGACAAGCUUGACCGAACCAAUAGUGGAAGGAUUACACUUUUAGAUCUCUUGGAAACCAGCACCGACGAUUUAUCCACUGCAACUUCUAUUUAAGAACACACAGUACAACAUGAUUGAAGAUGACAAUGAAAAAUAUGUGGUUUACAGUUUAGUUGAACCAAGA
Molecule: messenger RNA, 1533 nt
Organism: Arabidopsis lyrata subsp. lyrata
Lineage: Eukaryota; Viridiplantae; Streptophyta; Magnoliopsida; Brassicales; Brassicaceae
Product: two-pore potassium channel 2
Exons: 2
Coding region: 147-1463 (438 amino acids)
Biological process (GO): stabilization of membrane potential; potassium ion transmembrane transport
Cellular component (GO): plant-type vacuole membrane
Molecular function (GO): potassium ion leak channel activity
Source: RefSeq, a predicted model, not a curated record